Messenger RNA from Prorocentrum cordatum, 1887 nucleotides. NCBI's taxonomy places the organism in Eukaryota, Dinophyceae, Prorocentrales, Prorocentraceae. The record is from the annotation of a GenBank genome assembly.
GCGCCGCUCAGCGUCAAGAUGACAGCGCCCGUCGCGCAGCUCAGCGACGUGGCGCUCGAGGGAGCGCUCGCCCCGCUGGCGCGCGCCAGGGUCGAGCUGGCGCUCGCCGCCGCGCGGCUCGACGGCGCGCUGCCGGCGCCCGUCGCGCAGGCACUCGAGGCAGGACUCGCCCCGCACGCGGGCGCCAGGGUCGAGGUCGAGAUGGCGCUCGCCGACCUGCUGCCCAACGUUGAGAUGCCAAUGCCCGCCGCGUGGCUCCGCGGCGCAGUGUUCGGGACAGUGCUCGUCCCGCUCGUGGUCGUCAGGGUCGAGCUGGUGCUGUUCCUGGGCGCACUGUCCCGCGGUGCUCUGCGGGUGCUCGUCGCGGCGGUCAGCGACGCGCUCUCCCGCAUACCGCGCGGCGUUAAGAUGCUACUGCCCGUUGCGCAGCUCAGAAACGCGGCACUCGAGGCAGGGUUCGUCCUGGUCGCGGGCGUCGAGGUGGAGUUGGCGCCCACCGACGCGCAGCCCAAGGUUGGCACGCCAGCGCCGGCCGCAGCGCUCAGCGACGCGGCGUUUCAGACAGCAUUCGUCCCGCGCUUGUGUUUCGGGGCCACUCUGCUGCUCCCCAGCGCGCUGCUCGACGUUUCGCUGCUGGCGCAGGCCGCGGUGCUCGCCGACGCGGCGCGCGAGGCGGCGCUCGCCCCGCCCGCGGGCGUCGGGGUCGAGCUGCUACUUUCCGACGCACCGCUCCACGCCGGGGUGCUACUAGCGCCCGUCGCGUUGCCCAGGAACGCGGCGCUCGAGGCAGCGCUCGCCCCGCUGACGCCCGUCAGGGUCAAGCUGGCGCUCGCCGACGCGCUGCUCGACGGUGCGCCGCUGGUCGCGGUCGCGCUGCCCGGGGGCGCGGUAUCCGAGGUAGUUCCGACUUGUCCCGCUCAUGGACGUCAGAGUCAAGUUGCGCCUCUCCAGCGCGGCGCUCAGCGUCGAGAUGCCAUGCGCGCCGUGGCGGUCCGCAAGUAUGUGGGGGUCGGAACGGUGCUCUCCGACGCGCUGCUCAACGUCUCGGCGCCAGUGCCCGUCGCGCUGCGCGGCGACGCGGUGCUCGAGGCAGUGCUCGCCCCGCUGGCGCAGGUCAGGGUCGAGCUGGUGCUCGCCGACGCGUUGCUCAAAUGUGCGCUGGUCGCAACCGUCGUGGCGGCCAGCGACGCAGUGCUCAAGACAGUGUUCGUGCUUCUCGUGGGCGCCAGGGUAGAUUUGGCGCUGUCCGACGCGAUGCUGACCAAGGUCGAGAUGCCAGUGUGCGUCGCGUUGACUGGCGACGUCGCACUCGAGGAAGUACUCGCCCUACUCGAGAGCGUCAGGGUUGAGUUGCUGCUCUCCAGCGCGCUGCUCGACGUCGCAAUGUCAGUGCCCCUCGCGGCGGUCAGCGACCUGAUGAUGAGGGCCGUGCCCUUCCCCCUCGUGGACGUCGGGGUCGAGGUAUUCGCCCCGCAAAUAGACGUCUGGAUUGAGCUGGUGCUCGCCGCCGUGCUGCUAAACGUUGAGAUGAUGUUGCUCGUCAUGUUCUUGGUGCCCGCUGUGGCCGAGAACGUAGCGCUCGAGGCGCCGCUCGUCUCUCCCGCGAGCAUCGGGGCCAAGCAGCUGCUCGCCGACGCGCUGCUGCACGUCGAAGUGCUCGCGCCCAUCAUGUUGCUCAGCGACGCGGCAUCCGAGGCUGCGCUCGUCUUUGGCGUGCAUGUCCGGAUGCGCUGCUGGUGCCGGUCACGGUGCUCGGCGACGCGGUACCUGACAGUGCUCGCCCCCUUCGUGGACGUCGGGGGCGAGCUGCUGAUUCCCGACGCGUUGUCCAUGGUCGAGAUGCCCGUGGCCGUCGCGCUGCCGGGGGACGUGGUAUUCGAGAGAGCG